CAGCAAAGGGUUUAAAUAUUCUCUCAGGGCUAAUCAAAAUACAAUUCAGAAAAAGUGAAGAGAGAAGAAAGAACCAGCUGUAUUCUCCACACUGCACGGUUUGAUUUUUUUUCUGGACAUGUUCCCCGUGGACCCCAUCUCAGUUCUCGUGGCUUUUGUCGUCAUCUUAUUUCUAGUCAGUGUUUAUGAGAAUCAGAAAAGAUGCAAAAAAUUUCCUCCUGGUCCGAUGCCAUUACCGAUUAUAGGAAAUAUCCAUUUGAUCAACUCGAUAAACCCCCAAGAAUCUUUCAUGGAGAUGUCAAAGAAAUACGGGCCAGUGUUCAGAGUUUAUUUAGGUUCACAAAGGUUUGUUGUCCUGUGUGGUUAUGACAUAUUGAAGGACGCUCUCAUCAACCACAGCGAGGAAUUUGCUGGAAGACCUGUUACUGCAAUAGGUUUAAAAAUAUCAGAUGACCACGGUGUUGCCUUUUCAAAUGGAGAGACCUGGAAAGUAAUGAGAAGAUUCACUCUGUCUACAUUACGAGACUUUGGAAUGGGCAAGAAGACCAUAGAAGACAAGAUCAACGAGGAGUGUGAAUAUUUAGUACAGACGUUCAGAUCUUAUAGAGGCAAAUCCUUUAAUAAUCACGCUAUUAUAAAUGCUGCCGUGGCCAACAUAAUUGUGUCCUUACUGAUGGAUCAUAGAUUUGAUUAUAAUGAUCCUACAAUACUGAAGCUCAUUGGUUUAGUGAAUAAUACGGUGAAGGUCUUAGAAAGUAGAAUGGUUAGGCUGUACAACAGUUAUCCCUGGCUGAUUCGCUGGCUCCCAGGAGGCCAUAGAAAACUGUUUGAAAUCCACAAAGAGUUGAAUGACUUUGUAAGAGACACAUUUAAAACAAAGGAGAAAGAACUGGAUAUAAACAAUCAGAGGAACCUCAUUGAUGCCUUCCUUGCUAAACAACUAGAGGGAAAACCAGAAUCUAAGUUAUAUUUCCACAAUAAAAACCUAUUCAGACUGGUCAUUAACUUAUUUGGUGCUGGAAUGGAGACCACCUCAACCACUCUGCGAUGGGGCCUACUGUUAAUGAUGAAAUAUCCAGAAAUCCAAAAUAAAGUGCAAAAUGAAAUAGAAAAUGUUAUUGGAUCUGCUCAACCUCAAGUAGAACAUAGGAAGGAAAUGCCAUAUACUGACGCUGUCAUUCAUGAAAUUCAAAGAUUUGGUGACAUUGUGCCUGGAAGCCUCCCACAUGCAACUACUAAGGACAUGACAUUCAGGGGCUAUUUUCUUCCAAAGGGCACCUUCGUCAUCCCAUUGCUGCACUCUGCUCUGAAGGAUAAAGCUUACUUUGAAAAGCCAACAGAAUUCUAUCCUGGACACUUUCUUGACUCAAGAGGAAAAUUUAAGAAGAAUGAAGCUUUUAUCCCCUUCUCCUUAGGUAAAAGAAGUUGUGCCGGAGAGAACUUAGCAAAAAUGGAGCUCUUCCUGUUCUUCACAACCCUUCUACAGAACUUCACAUUCCAGGCCCCACCUGGAGCAAAGCUAGAUUUUACCCCAGCAUUAGGGUUUAUUAAUGGCCCACUACCCCAUGAGAUCUGUGCAAUUCCUCGCAGAUAAGACAUAUUUAUAUUUUAAGAUAAAUCAUCCUUCCAAUUUAAAUGUUCUUCCUGCAGGGUUCGGAAAUUAGCUUUUUUAGGCAUUUCAAUAAGGGGGGCAUUUUUAAUUUAAGACAAUACAAGCUUAAAUAGAGAUUCUAAGGAUAGUAGCCAUUGUAUUGCAUGACUGAAAUACAGUAUGUAUCCGAAUGCAACAAUCCCAAUAUUACUGAAACACUGUCAAAGCAAAAGUUCAGUUUCUCUCAUCUUGGUUAGGGAAUUAGCAGUUUCAUAAUAAAUUCUGAUCAACGAAUAUGGUUUCAACUACAAGUAAAUCUGGAUAUGGAUCACUGAAUUUCACAUUCAAAUAUAUUCCCAUAUCACCGGUUACAGACUUCUGUAUAUGGCCCACAGUCUACUGUGGUCUGCUGAUGGGUUAGACAGGAUGUUGCCUUUUGGCUCAUUCCUACUUCAUUCAUUAACACCAGGAGACAUUUGCCAAAGCUACUUUUCUCUAUUUUCCUUUUCACAUUUAAAGUAGCUUUUUGUUUUUUUGUAUUAUUCUUGCAUUAUAAUUACCAGCAAAAAAUGGAAUAAAAAUUUCUGAAAUAAAGUAUUCAAACAAUCUUA
Bufo gargarizans (Asiatic toad) is the source of this 2202-nucleotide messenger RNA. Its product is annotated as cytochrome P450 2K6-like. Lineage: Eukaryota; Metazoa; Chordata; Amphibia; Anura; Bufonidae. Gene Ontology annotation, molecular function: heme binding; iron ion binding; oxidoreductase activity, acting on paired donors, with incorporation or reduction of molecular oxygen, reduced flavin or flavoprotein as one donor, and incorporation of one atom of oxygen. Gene Ontology annotation, cellular component: cytoplasm; intracellular membrane-bounded organelle. The transcript is spliced from 10 exons. Bases 119 to 1594 code for a protein of 491 amino acids. The record is from RefSeq and is a predicted model, not a curated record. Gene Ontology annotation, biological process: xenobiotic metabolic process.